This is a messenger RNA of Sphaeramia orbicularis (orbiculate cardinalfish), 1305 nucleotides long. RefSeq names its product solute carrier family 25 member 47a (gene slc25a47a). Lineage: Eukaryota; Metazoa; Chordata; Actinopteri; Kurtiformes; Apogonidae. Gene Ontology annotation, cellular component: mitochondrion. The transcript has 6 exons. The coding region runs from base 129 to 1040 and encodes 303 amino acids. Gene Ontology annotation, molecular function: transmembrane transporter activity. The record is from RefSeq and is a predicted model, not a curated record. Gene Ontology annotation, biological process: transmembrane transport.
CGCCGACAGAUGUCACGUAACAGCAGCGCACUCAAGGUUAGGGUUGUAUAUGUGUUUAUUAAGCGCGUGCUACACGAGAAUGGACUCACACUGGAGUAAUACACUGGGGGCAGUGGCAUUAUAACAGGAUGCAUAUUGUUGAUUUCGUGUCUGGAUCUAUUGCAGGGGCGUGUGGGGUUGCAGUGGGCUAUCCUCUGGAUACUGUGAAGGUUCGGAUUCAAACGCAAAAGCAGUUUACUGGGAUAUGGCAAUGUACAAAGGCAACAUUUUUAAAAGAAGGGGUAUAUGGCUUCUUCAAAGGUAUGGCCAUACCUGUUACCACAAUCUCUAUGACUUCUUCGGUGGUGUUCGGCACAUAUAGAAACUGCCUUCAAUGCCUGAGCCAGUCACGAGGAGCUGGUAAUGGUGAAAACACUAAACUUGACGUUUUCCUGUCCGGUAUGGCAGCAGGGGUGACUCAGAUUUCAGUGAUGUCUCCAGGUGACUUAGUGAAAGUACGUCUCCAGUGUCAGACUGAGUCCAAGCGAGGACCAGCCAACAUGCCCAAACCUAAGUACCGUGGUCCAAUUCACUGUCUGCUGAGCAUAAUGAAAGAGGAGGGCUUCCUGGGGCUCUACAGAGGAUCUUCUGCACUCAUGCUGCGAGAUGGACCUUCCUAUGCCACGUACUUUUUAACUUACACAGCCAUCUGUGACUGGAUGACAGAAGCUGACAAGAAAAAACCAGACUGGAGCGUUGUAAUGUUGGCAGGAGGACUAGCAGGAUCAGCAGCAUGGACUAUAGCAACACCCAUGGACGUGAUCAAAGCCCGUCUACAGAUGGACGGAGCGCGGGAGGUGAAACGAUAUAAGGGCUUUGUGCACUGUGUCACCGAGACCGUGCGCGUGGAGGGAGCGAGGGUUUUUUUCCGCAGCUUAGGCAUGAACGUUGUGCGAGCGUUCCCUGCCAACAUGGUCAUAUUUCUUGCAUAUGAGUUACUCACCGAUCUCAUCCGAGGAAGAACUGGCAGUGAUGAUCCUCAUGUGGUUGUACUGGAAUAACAAUAACUACCUCGAGGCUCAGUUGAUGUUUUUACACGUUAACUGUGGUAUUACAUAUUUAAAGACAAAUGGCAGCACAGCAUAAUAUGGUCAGUGUUAUAUACGUGGGUCAGUAUCACUAUAAGGUGCUUUUCAGACUUCAAAAUGUAAAAAAAAAGACAUGAAAUUUUCCACUUAACUUUACGUUCAAUGUGUUAAAUCGACUGUAGGCUGAUAGAAAUGCAUUUGGGUUAAGCUCCCACAGUACAAGCAGACCACAUAAUAU